AUGGUAAAGAAUAAAACAAAAAAUAUUUGCCGAGCGAAGCAGGAUAUGAUUAGCGGCUUACCUGGUCAUGUAAUAGAUGUGAUUCUGUCUUGCUUGCCAAUUAGGGAAGCCGUUAGAACAAGUGUUUUAUCAAAAAAAUGGAGGAACAAUUGGCACACACUACCGAAUCUUGUAUUUGAUAGAAAAUGCGUGGCUUCCCAAGAUCCUUCAAUUAUUGAGAGCAAAUUUUUUAGAGUGGUUUAUAGUGUACUUUUACAUCAUUCUGGACCAAUCAACAUGUUCAAGAUCCAUGAUUUUGAGUUCAUUUGUAAGAAUGAUAUUGAUCAGUGGAUUCUUCAUCUAGCCAGAAGAUCUAUUAAAGAGCUUGUGUUACAAAAUUAUACUGUGGAAGAAGAAGAUUUCUAUGAGAUACCUUGGUGCUUAUUCUCUUGUCAAAGUUUACAUUGUUUAGAACUAACUUAUUGUCUUUGGAAUAAACCUCCAAGGACAUUUAAAGGCUUCAAGGACUUGAAAAGCCUUAAUCUAAAUGUGGUUAGAGUGACUCAAAAUGCUUUGGAAAACUUGAUAUCCGGCUGCCCCCUACUUGAAGAGUUGAUAUUGAUGCACAUUGAUGAUUUAACCGAAUUUACUAUUCAUGCACCAAAUCUCAAGUUUUUUCAAUUCUGUGGUAAAUUUGAGAGUAUCACCUUUGACAACACUUUCCAAUUAGCUACAAUAUCAAUUGAUUUAGUUACGGACUUGGACCCCGAAAGCAAUCGAAGGAGAUUACAUGGACACUUUAGCAAUUUGCGCAAAUUUUUUGAUCAUCGACCUCACAUUCAGAGCCUAAUGAUUCAUACAUAUUUUUUGAAGUAUUUGAUUGCAGGUAAUGUGCCAAUAAAGCUUCCUACACCUUGUAUCAGUCUGAGAUCUCUUUCUUUAUUCAUAAAUUUUUAUGACCUUAAGCAAAUUUUGGCUACCCUUUGUUUGCUCAGAAGCUCGCCUAAUCUUCAAAAUUUAGAAAUAUUUACGCUGAAUGAAGUGCAUAAUGUAUCUUUGGAACUUGGAACCUAUUGUUGGGAAGAAACAUUUUUGAGGCCAGACACGCCCCUCCAAAUGCGACAUGUGACAUUACAUUGGAUCUCUGGUAUUCAGCCUGAAUUAGAUUUUAUCAGAUUUUUACUUCUAUAUUCGCCUGUGCUAGAAAAGAUGAUGGUGAAGCAUCAUCGUGUGGUCAGACCAGAGUUAAUGACCGAACUAAUUAGGUUCAAGAGAUCAUCCGGAGAAGUUGAAGUUAUUUAUUCUCUUUAA
This is a messenger RNA of Lathyrus sativus (Indian pea), 1290 nucleotides long. NCBI's taxonomy places the organism in Eukaryota, Viridiplantae, Streptophyta, Magnoliopsida, Fabales, Fabaceae. The record is from the annotation of a GenBank genome assembly.